Salvia splendens (bonfire salvia) is the source of this 1640-nucleotide messenger RNA. RefSeq names its product PLASMODESMATA CALLOSE-BINDING PROTEIN 4. The coding region runs from base 388 to 1362 and encodes 324 amino acids. The transcript is spliced from 4 exons. The record is from RefSeq and is a predicted model, not a curated record. NCBI's taxonomy places the organism in Eukaryota, Viridiplantae, Streptophyta, Magnoliopsida, Lamiales, Lamiaceae.
ACACACACGCACAGUGCAUGCAUAUGCAUCUUCCCCUCCCCAAUCCUACUUCAUAUCACACCACUACCUAUUUUGUGCUUCUUUUUAUCUACGUUAUCAUAAUCAUCAGUCUCUUUUUUUCCAUUUUCACAGAGGUGAGAAUGAGAUGGUCUAUUAAAAUUCAAAUUUCAAUCUUCCAGACAAAGAAAACCUCUUUUUCUUUUAUCUAUCCCAUCUAUACUCACCUAUUCCUCCCCUCCUUUUACUUUAUCCCACCUCUAUCUCUAAUCCCUCUUUCUCUCUCCCCACCCAAAUGCCUUCAUUUUCGGUCGUAUUGAAAUAACCCUACAUUAAUAUAACAACAAAAAAUGUGAUUGAUAAUUACUUCUACGCUUCCAAUUUUCAGCCAUGGAUAUUGCUCCCAAGCUUCUCUUCUCACUUCUCCUCUCCACUCUCAUUCUCCACUCCUCUGCCUCAGGGGAAAUGCAAACUAUCCGUUGGAGCCGCAAACACACAACUGAGCACGACGCCACCUUCCCCACCACCACGCCGGUCACUGUCACCUCAACCAUUACACCUCCUGCGGCGCCGGUGAUCAACCCGGUCGUCUCCCCUCCAUCAAUCACCGGAGCUCCGCCCAUCACCAUCACCCCUCCUGCGGCGCCGGUGACAAAUACCCCCGCCGUGGCCGCUCCGCCGACCGCCACCGGUGCGCUGAGAUGGUGCGUGGCGAAGAGCGGAGCGCCGGAAAAGAGCAUUCAGGCGGCGCUGGAUUACGCCUGCGGGAUCGGCGGAGCGGAUUGCUCCACAAUUCAGCAAGGCGCGAGCUGCUAUAACCCUAACACGCUCCAAAACCACGCCUCCUACGCCUUCAACAGCUACUACCAGCGGAAUCCCCUCCCCACCAGCUGCGAUUUCGGCGGCGCCGCCGCCCUCACCACUUCAAAUCCAAGCUCCGGUUCAUGUGUGUACGCAGCAUCAGCCACGACGGUGACGCCGGUGAGCACUCCCCCCGCCACUGUAUCCCCACCGACGACGACAGCGCCGCCGAUUAGCGUAUCUCCGCCGACGACGACGGCGCCGCCGAUUAGCGUAACUCCGCCGACAAUUGCGUCUCCGGUGACGGUGAAUCCUAAUCCGACACCGACUACGACUACACCGCCAUUAUCAACCGGAGCAUCACCGACACCGACAGGAUUAGGCAUACCUCCGAGCAUAUUGAAUUCGAGCAAUCCUGGUAUGGGAGGCGCGACGGCGGGAUUCGGAAUCGGAGAUGGAUCUCCGGUGGCCAACAUGAGCACUGCUGUUUCAGGAUCUAGCGGGAUAGAGCCGUUUGUGGGGUGCAUUGUUGCGGUUGCAGCCAUCGUAGUGUUGGGGAUGUAGAAGAAGGCCGUUGCAGAUUGCUCUACCGUCCGUGGAGAUUUUGAACCGAUCAAUUGGAUGCUACCACGUGUAUUUUUUAAACUAGCCUACAUAUGAUAUUUAUGCAUAUGCAACAUUGAGAGAUUAGGAUUUGGUUUCCAUUAAUGAUAGAACUAAACUCUACUAGUUUUGUGUAGAAAUAAUUACUACUAGAACUAGUACUUGUUAUCACCAUUCACCUCCCUCUGUUCUUGACUUGCAUUGUAUAAUAAUUACAAUACCAUCUCCAAGUUUUCUCA